Molecule: messenger RNA, 706 nt
Organism: Linum tenue
Lineage: Eukaryota; Viridiplantae; Streptophyta; Magnoliopsida; Malpighiales; Linaceae
Source: the annotation of a GenBank genome assembly
AAAACACAACAACAGCAUACCUUUUCUUCAUCGUCGCCGACGUCUUGGUCAUGGUUUUGGCCUCUUCUUCGGUUAUCGGUGGAUUCCUUGGUGGGAGAUCUGAAAGCCCUCUUCACUGCAGUCAACCAAGAGGAAGUGCUGCCUCCCUUCUUCCCCAUCAAGAAGAGCAGCUGUGGAGUUUUUUUCUCUUGGUGUUGUCCUUGUCUAAGUUAAAAACCCCACAGCUGCAUUUACAGCGAGGCAGGCAGCUUGGGAGGAGAGUAAAGACGGUCAUAAUGAGUGACAGGCAGGCUGUGAGUGACAGAGUGAGUGAGCCAUAUGCAGAUGCAGAGGCGAGGCGAGGGUGGAGAGAUUAAUUAAAUAAAUUAAUUAACUGGGGGAGAGAGCGGGAGACUGGGAUUAUUAUACGGUCAAACUGGUGGGAAAUGGGAAAGUAGAAGUAGAACACCCUCCCUUCUGAUCUGAACGUGGGUGUUUGUUCUUCGCUUUUGGGAAUGGGAAUGGAAUGGAUGGAGGACAAGGAGUGGGGAAGGUGGCAGGAGUUCUUGCUUCUGAGUUAGGUAAUGUGAUUGAGUAGUAAUAGGAACUUUCAACAUUCCAAGUGUUUUGUGAACCCAUGGUUUUGGUUCUAUGUUAAACAACUUGUUUAAAUUGCUUGUCUAUGGGUGUACUCAUGGUUAGUAAAUAUGGCUUACAUUUCUUCGAA